Cottoperca gobio is the source of this 1113-nucleotide messenger RNA. RefSeq names its product pre-mRNA-splicing factor 38A-like. Lineage: Eukaryota; Metazoa; Chordata; Actinopteri; Perciformes; Bovichtidae. The record is from RefSeq and is a predicted model, not a curated record. The transcript is spliced from 5 exons. Bases 333 to 707 code for a protein of 124 amino acids.
UAACUUUCUAUACAUAUAAUCAGCUGUGUCUGGUGAUAAUAUUCAGAUUAUACAUCAAGUUAAGAAUUACAGAGUUUUGUCUUUCACAAAACAAAAUUUACUGCAAAGCAAAUUUCAAAGGCUCUAGAGUCUAUUAUGUUAUUAAAAUACAUUGCAAAGGACAACAUCAUGGUUACACGUAUAGUCUACAUGUAAUUUAUUAAAGAAAAACAAUAUCUGAUCAAAAUCUAUUUGAAUAAAUCAUGUGAUACUGAAUUAUGGUAACAAUAUGUUUAACAUGUCCUCAGUGAUGCUAUUUAAAUGACGAGUGUUAUUCAAGGAUUUUCAUACAAAUGGAGUGUAUAACUGCUGACAGUUUUACAAAUAAUCUUUUAGAUAUUGUGACAAUAUCUAACAUCUGUCUUCCAUUAACUACUAAAGUGCAGACACUUUACCGUGACAAACACCGACCUCGUCGCUCACCGUCGCCUCGUUACAGACGCAGUCGCUCACCCAGACGGAGGAGCAGAUCUCCAAAGAGGCGAAGCCCAUCGCCCCGGAGAGACCGCCAUCGCAGCAAGAGCCCCCGCCGACACCGCAGCCGGUCCAGAGACCACCGCUCCAAAUCCCCCGGUCAUCACAGAAGCCACAGACAUCGCAGCCACUCAAAGUCCCCAGAGAGGAGUUCAAAAAAGAGUCACAAGAAGAGUCGAAGAGGAAACGAGUGAUGUUUCUUAUAUAUCUUCCCUUUUUAUUUUUUACCUCCAAACGGUCAUAGAACUUGCUUCUAAAUCUUGUACGAAAUUUGAGUUUUUUUAAUUUUAAGUUUACAAGUCAUUUCCAUUUUCGAUGUUGGACCACCGACAUGUCUAAGAUUUUACAAUGUAAAGCCCUCCGGUCUCAGCAGUGUGUAUGGACAGUAUAUAUUCACUCACUCCAUCUGCAGCCUUUCAGCCUCAUUCUCACACCCUCUGAGAGAGAGCAAUCUUACAGUACGCCCCGUCUUCAGAUACUUACGGCUAUUAUUGAUAACUUUUGGAUCUGUGUAAAUGUAGAAAAUGUGUUUCUGUAUGUUAAGAAUGAGUUUCACACUCUGACCUGACAUUUGUCAGAAAUAAAGACCCUGAUUCCUUA